This is a messenger RNA of Nerophis ophidion (straightnose pipefish), 2466 nucleotides long. RefSeq names its product long-chain fatty acid transport protein 1-like. Bases 277 to 2229 code for a protein of 650 amino acids. The record is from RefSeq and is a predicted model, not a curated record. Gene Ontology annotation, biological process: positive regulation of protein serine/threonine kinase activity; medium-chain fatty acid transport; positive regulation of heat generation. NCBI's taxonomy places the organism in Eukaryota, Metazoa, Chordata, Actinopteri, Syngnathiformes, Syngnathidae. Gene Ontology annotation, cellular component: mitochondrial inner membrane; plasma membrane. The transcript has 13 exons. Gene Ontology annotation, molecular function: long-chain fatty acid-CoA ligase activity; long-chain fatty acid transmembrane transporter activity; fatty acid transmembrane transporter activity.
AUGGGCUGAAGGAGAACAUGGGAACGUAAGAGUUGUUGACAUAACCGAGACUUGAGUGACAAGGUUGCUGUGAGGCCAAUGAAUGGCGCUGAGGGCAGAGCUGCAGUGACGUCAGAGUUGUUGCUCCAACCUGCUCGUCCCUGACAUUUCUGCUCAGACAAGUACGCCGUCAGACUGCAAAGCUUGACUUGUCCGGAGUAACCGCGUGUCACUUUCACCCAGGUGAUCAUCUUCUCACCUCCAGAUAACAAGCCUGCGCUGUGAGUGACACCCAACAUGGCCGUGCAGGUCAACAUGUGUCCCGUGAGCGCUGUCAUUGGCUGCUUCACUGUGAUGGGGGCUCUCCUGCUGCUCCCCUCCGACUGGAUCAGCACCGUCUUGGCGGUGCUGGGACUCUGCCUGUUCUGUGGAGGCUCCUGGAAGUUCAUCUUGGUGGCUCUGUGCACCUGCAAACGGGACUUUUCAUGUCUGCUGGUUUUACUGCGAGUGAGGUUGGCCAUAUACCAGAACGCAAGGAGGACCAUACCAGACUUGUUUGCCAAGAUGGCAGCACGGCACCCGGACAAGCCUGCCCUCAUCUACGAGCCCACAGGAGAGGUGUGGACUUUCAGGCAGCUGCAGGAGCAGUGUCAUGCAGUGGCCCACUGGGCGCUGGCACAAGGGUGGGCGGAGGGAGACGUGGUGGCCUUGUACAUGGGAAGCCGUCCUUCCUUGGUGUCCCUGUGGUUGGGUCUGGCAAUGGUGGGAGUGGAGGCCGCGCUCGUCAACUACAACCUGCGACUGAAUUCCCUGCAGCACUGCGUUAAAGUGUCUGGGGCCCGCGCACUGGUGUUUGGGAGCGAGCUGCGGCAAGCCGUGUUUGAGAUUAGAGGGUCAUUGCACUCCAACAUGGUUUUGUUCUGCAGCGGCGAACAAUCCGAAGAGGAGACUCCAGCCGAUUUCAAAGUUGAGAGUCUGGAUGAACUGCUGGCAUGUGCCCCCAGGCGCCCGCCCAGUUGCAUGCUGAAAAAGACAUUCAAUGACAGACUGUUCUACAUUUACACAUCUGGUACGACAGGAAUGCCAAAGGCAGCCGUGGUGGUGCACAGUCGCUAUUUCCGUAUUGCUGCCUUUGGUUACCAUGCUUUUGGUCUACGAGGUGAUGACAUCAUCUAUGACUGCCUUCCUCUAUAUCACUCUGCAGGCACGAUCAUGGGUGUAGGUCAGUGUUUGCUGUUUGGUGCAACCGUCGUCAUCAGAAGUAAGUUCUCAGCCAGCAGGUUCUGGGAUGACUGUGUCAAACACAAUUGCACUGUAAUCCAAUACAUUGGAGAGAUUUGCCGCUACCUUUUGGCCCAGCCGGUACGUCCAUCUGAGGGGCAUCACCGGGUCCGCAUUGCUAUUGGUAACGGUCUCCGUCAAUCCGUGUGGGAGGAGUUUGUUCAGAGGUUUGGAAUCAAACAUGUUGGAGAAUUCUACGGUGCUACGGAGUGCAACUGUAGCCUCGUCAACAUCGAUGGAACGGUGGGUGCAUGUGGUUUCAACAGCCGCAUCCUGCCCAGCUUUUACCCCAUCAGGCUGGUGAGGGUGGAGGAAGACAGCAGAGAACUGCUGAGGGACGCACGAGGACUCUGUAUACCAUGGGAACCAGGAAUGUUGGUGGGCCGCAUCAACCAUAAGGACCCGCUCAGGAGGUUCGACGGCUAUGCUGAUGACGAUUCCACCAAUAAGAAAAUAGCACACAGCGUCUUCAGGAUGGGGGACUCUGCCUAUGUCUCAGGUGAUGUGUUGGUGAUGGACGAUUAUGGCUACAUGUACUUCAGGGAUCGCUGUGGCGACACCUUUCGCUGGCGAGGGGAGAAUGUUUCCACUACGGAGGUGGAAGGAGUCCUCAGCGGCCUGCUGGGACACACCGAUGUCGCCGUCUAUGGAGUUUGUGUGCCAGGUGUGGAAGGUAGGGCCGGUAUGGCAGCAAUAGCGCAUACAGGAGACCACUUUGACCUGGAUGCCUUCUUGAUUGCCGUACAAAAAUCCCUCGCCCCCUACGCUCGCCCUGUCUUCCUGCGACUCACGCCAGCUGUGGACACUACAGGAACCUUCAAGAUUCAAAAGACACGUCUGCAGAAGGAAGGUUACAAGCCGCAAAACUCAGAAGAAAAGAUCUAUUAUCUAAACAGCCUUGUUGGGCAUUACGAGGCUGUUACUGAUCAACUAUAUGACGCCAUCACGGAGGGACGUGUGCGACUAUGAAACUACCUUCAAGAGUUUGUGGAAAUACCAACUGUGCAAGUAAUGACCAUAUAUUACUUUUUUGCAAUCAAACAGAUCUCAGGUGUCAUGCAUCAUGUCUUAUCCAAUUUAAACGCAGUACUCAUGUGUGAAAGUUUAUGUGAAAGUUUUACACCGUGUGAAAGCAUGGUGACAUUUGUCAGAACUUUUGCACUUUUCUAAACAAAAAUAAAUACUGACUAUUUUGAUUUAAAAAUA